Messenger RNA from Pocillopora meandrina, 2698 nucleotides. NCBI's taxonomy places the organism in Eukaryota, Metazoa, Cnidaria, Anthozoa, Scleractinia, Pocilloporidae. The record is from the annotation of a GenBank genome assembly.
AGGCUAUUACAGCAACAUUCACGGGUUCUCGCCAACGUGGUUACAAUGGGACUCAAUUAUUGUCCAUAUGCCGCUUCUAAAUCUUUUCUGGUGGUCCUUAUAGUCAUGAAUGGUCUGCUGCAUCUCCCUCAAGCCACCGGCAAAAAUUGCAACCAUAAACUGCCUAGUAAGUAGUGAAGGCACUUUUUGGUUUUUCUGAGGCAGGUUUUUUCUUCUUUAUUAUUUUUUAUUUCGUUUUAUUGUUACUCAGUUCAGAAUGGCUGUUGCCAAUUUUUUUCACGUGCCAUAAGACUUGUUAAUGGUUUUAUCUUUCCCCCUCUUCCAGUAAUACCUGAUGUAGAGAUUUCCACAAGUCCACCAAUGCAGAAACUAGCUGUUGGUACAGCGGUAAACCUGACUUGUAUGGCGCAGCCCAGGAGUAUUGAUGCAGGAUAUUACGAUAGAUGGACCGAGUACAUUCAAUGGUAUGACCCACAGGGCAAGCCAGUUGGACAUAAAUGUGUGCAGGGUAGAACAAUGGUGUUAAAACUUAGAUGUACUUUAAUUCUCAAAAACCUGACGGCAGAGAAACUCGGGAACUACACGUGUGAAGCAGGAAAUCCAUAUCCUGCGCACUGCAGAAGAAAAUCAGUCGAAAUUGGUCCACAAGGUAAGCAACAGAUUGGGAAAGUAAUACAAGGACAACACUUAGGUGAUGACUGGUAAAUUAAAUGAAAGUAACGUAGAAAUAAAAGGAAAAUAGCAUUAUCUAAAUAGUUCUUCGUCUCGCUGGUGUAACUGAUAGUCUCAUGCCCCAUUUUUUUUCAAAUUGACUCUUUUUAGUAUUGCAACAUAAUAAGAGGAUAGCAAAAGGGGGAGGGGGAGGGGGGUGUCCUGAUCCCUUUUCACGCGCAAUUUCCGCGUUUUAUUUUAAAACGCAUUUUAGGCGUCACAAAAAUAAAUAGUAAUCCUUCAAAUCGUGAGAUGAAAGAAGUAAAUCACACGUUUCGUCUGUUCUCGCCCCCCGCUGGUUCAUAAAUACACGUAUCACGUUCGUCUUCUGUAAAAUCCACGCGUCACGUAUUAAAUUUGGCCUUAAUUAUACUUGGAGUUUAACCCGUUGCUAUCCUCUAAUGAAGCUACAUAGAAUUCCCUGAAAGAAUGACCUGUGGGAUAUUUUAGCUCUUUUACUAAAAAAAACCAAAUACAAUUUCGCUUAUAUUAUAAGUCGUGUUACCGACUCCGUCUCUCCUUGGUCUUUGUCAGCCUGAUAUGAAAUUUUACAAUCACUGACCUUUUCUUAAAAACAACAAGCUGUUGAUAUUGCAUUAGCAAGCAAGACGCACCAUUCUUUCAUCACCCUCAGCGUUACAUAUGCUUUCUGUAUUUUUAUUAUCAGAGAAAUAAACAUUAUCUGUUGUCAUAUUCUGUUCUUUAGGAAACCAAACCCUUUAAAUCGUUGAAGAUCUGAAGAGCCAAAGCGUUUUUAUCAACCCUAAUUUAACUCUGAACUACACUCCAACUACUCAUCCUAAGCCAACCACCUUAUGGAUGAAAAACCAUUAUUCAUCAUAUGUUAUUAUGCUUUACAAACCAACAAAACCAACCCAAGGGUAGCGAAGAGGAUUAUUUCUUAUUACUUUACAAAAGGUGUUGGCUUUGUUUCUUUGAAGCGUUUCACUUACGUUUAGGGUAAUGAUGAAAUAGGAGAACACGCGGAUUACUUUCUCAGAUAUUUUGGUAUGUUGCAUGAAGGUAAAAACGUCAUAGCGGAAAGAAAAACAAAGUGAAGAGAAAGGCAAGAGAAAUGUAGAUUUGCACGAUUAAUUUUUUUUUUCGGGGGGAGGGGGGAAGAGAAACAGGGGAAAGGGAUUUCUGAACAUGCCGUCGUUGUGGCAGUAAUAAUUCUCUCAAUUUCUAUUUUUCAAAUUUCAAUUUUAUUCCCCAGACAUCAAGCCCAAUCAAAGCGUGAGAGAUUUAGAAAACCAAACAACUCCUAUCAGCUUUAGUCUGAAUUUUAUCUGCACCGCCAGUGGUUAUCACAACGCGAGCAAUUCACCGACGAAGGACAGCGACCCGUAUUCUAAGCAAUUCAACCGAAUUGCCAAGCUUAAACUUUUAGUUCUAGACCACAAGUACCAUUGCAUUGGUGGAACCAGCGCAGGAGGAAACAUGUUAGAGAGGCUCUCCAACACGUCAACCAUCAGCUUAAAAGUUAAUUUUUAGCAUAGUAUAAUAUAUACUUCACUAUGAAUAAUGCCAACGUAUAAUAGAAGCAUGGAAUUAAGUAGUUAUAUUUUAGACGAUGCCAUAGUCCAGUAAAAGUAUUGAAGAUCAGUGACUUUAAAUGACGUAAACCUCUGUGAAAAUACUGACACCUAGCUAUUCAUUGUUCUCACUCUUUUGUAAAAUUGCUGACAAACAGUAAUUUUUGAAUCAAGUUGAGGAACUUUCCAGAAGUAUUGAUAAGACAAUGGAGGCACCUGAAAUGAAGAAGUUUUUUUUUCUUCUUUUUAUUCACUGAUGUAUUCUUUGCAUAACAGUUAAAAUAAAAAUAGCAGCUUUGAAGCUUUAAUUUUUUUCCUUAAAAGUUGUGAGGGGGUCUCAAUGGGAUGAUGGCUCUAACGACUAAGGUUAAACCUUUGGCCAUCUUACAGCUAAUUUAACGGUCAAUUAAUUUCCUUUGUGGUUACCAGAAUAAAAUCGACAGUUGACGGUG